This is a messenger RNA of Pollicipes pollicipes, 1291 nucleotides long. Its product is annotated as cell adhesion molecule 3. NCBI's taxonomy places the organism in Eukaryota, Metazoa, Arthropoda, Thecostraca, Pollicipedomorpha, Pollicipedidae. The record is from RefSeq and is a predicted model, not a curated record.
UCUGGACGCGCGUCAGGACUCGCUGAGCCGGGGCGUCCAGUGGAAGGACAGCUUCAUCCUGGACAACAGGAACGCCGAGUUCCUAGUGGACACGGCGCCGCCGGUGCUGGCCAUCGACGACGUCCGGGAGUCGGACGCCGGUGUGUACCGGUGUCGCGUCGACUUCCUCUCCAGUCCCACCAAGUACAGCAGGGUCAACCUCACCGUCAUCGUGCCGCCUGCCCGCCCAGUGAUACGCCUGCCCUCUGGCGACCGCGUGGGAGACAUUCUGGGGCCGCUCACAGAGGGCGACAGGGUUCAACUGCUCUGCGAAACGCACGGAGGUCGCCCAGCGCCAACGCUGUCGUGGUGGCGAGGCCCCACACUGGUGAGCAAUGCGCACCUGGUGACAUCUAGCGGCGGCCUGCAAAGCUCGCUGACCCUGCCGGCCAUCUCGCGGGCAGACGUGGACCAGGCGCUCAGCUGCCACGCCAGCAACAACAACAUCAGCGCUCCGCUCCGGCGCAGCGUCCUCCUCAAAACAUACUGUGAGUGGCGCCAGCGAUAGCAGCUGCCACACGCGGCUAUUUUAAUUGGUCUUUCAUUUGACUUGGCCUGACGUCCCCGACCGCGUGGCGCCGCCCGUGGGUACCGGAACGGGGGACAUCUGGCGAGGCUGUCGACGCUGGUGCGUUCUGCAUGAUCAGGUAAGGCGCCCUGAGGUCGCAUGCAUGCCUUCUCUAGUCAUGCCUUCGGGGCUCGCUGCCUCGUCGGCCGCUCAAAGAAGCCUUCAGUGGCUGAAGUUAAUGACUAUUUUAAGCCAGGAUUAUGAAGUUAUCAUCCAUAAAACAUGUGAUGUGACUGAGCCUGUGAACUCGCCACGGAGAGGAGUCAAAAUUUAUGACGAUAUCAGCGGCUUUGGUGUAGACUUCACGCCCCCCGCUCCAGCUCCGUUUGUCGUCACACUUAUGACGGAACUGACGCUGAUUGGGGCUCACAAGAAGGACGGCCUGGCAAACAUCUCGUUUGUUCCGAUCUAUUGCACCCAUGUAUGACACAGACGACUCCAGCAUUUCAAAACAUCACAGGGAGCGUAGUUGGUCCUUACACUUGGGCUGAUAUCGGCCAAUUCGUUAUAUUAUCUUAAUCCGCUUGUGUAUUUUGGCCGGGCCUUCUACGCUACAGGCCGCUGGAUGAAGCGGCGUCCUGACGGACCGCGCGGUCCUCGAUCGUGAUUAGGCUGACGUAGAGCACCUAUCGAGCUGCGGUAUUUAGCUAUCGAGUCGCGGUUCACAAGGGCGCCGUCGAGCAA